Molecule: messenger RNA, 918 nt
Organism: Knipowitschia caucasica
Lineage: Eukaryota; Metazoa; Chordata; Actinopteri; Gobiiformes; Gobiidae
Source: the annotation of a GenBank genome assembly
AUGGCGCCCCUGGACCUUGAUAAGUAUGUCGAAAUAGCAAGACACUGCAAAUACCUUCCAGAAAAUGAUCUAAAGAGAUUAUGUGACUAUGUAUGUGAUUUACUGCUGGAAGAAUCUAAUGUGCAGCCAGUUUCUACCCCGGUCACAGUAUGUGGGGACAUCCACGGACAGUUUUAUGACCUUUGUGAGCUCUUCAGAACCGGGGGGCAAGUUCCAGACACAAACUACAUUUUUAUGGGUGAUUUCGUAGACCGGGGAUAUUAUAGCUUGGAGACAUUUACACAUCUUCUAGCGUUAAAAGCCAAGUGGCCGGAUCGCAUCACUUUACUCAGAGGAAACCACGAAAGCAGACAAAUAACACAAGUGUAUGGAUUUUAUGAUGAGUGCCAAACAAAAUAUGGCAAUGCCAAUGCCUGGCGAUACUGCACCAAAGUGUUUGACAUGUUAACUGUUGCAGCUUUGAUAGAUGAACAGGUCUUGUGUGUUCACGGUGGUCUUUCGCCUGACAUUAAAACUUUGGACCAGAUUCGUACAAUAGAACGCAACCAAGAAAUCCCUCAUAAAGGUGCCUUCUGUGAUCUGGUGUGGUCAGAUCCUGAAGACGUGGACACCUGGGCUAUCAGUCCGCGAGGUGCAGGAUGGCUGUUUGGCUCCAAAGUUACAAAUGAGUUUGUGCACAUCAACAACUUAAAGCUAAUCUGCCGUGCACAUCAGCUUGUUCAUGAAGGUCCAGGUCUGGACGAUGCUCACUUCUUGAUCCUCAGUCAAACGCUGUCUCUGAGAUGCCCGCAAAGCAAAUUCUCCUCUCAUCGACAGAAAGCGAGCCUCUGGUGGCUUUUGCUCAGAUCCGUGAGCAUCUCCGUGGAUCUCAUUCUUUUACAUUUGGGGCUUUCUGCUGCUGAGGUUCAAAAGACAUGA